UGCAGUGCUUAUAUUUUGUUUGUGAGUAAAGAGUCCAUAUCUAAGUUAUUUCUAAAAUUAUUUUCCACAUUUAAUUUUUUAUCAACAUUCAUUGUUUUUUUGCCAACAAUUUCAAUGACGCCAAAUAUAUCUGUGGAUACGAAACAUACACUGAGGGAGCCAAUCUCCACAUUCGCAAUUUUGGACUUGGAAACGUCGAAUUUGCCAGCACAUAAUAACAAUCGUGUUAGUAUCACGGAACUUUGCAUCUACGCCUUUGAUCCUGCUGUUUUAAAGGAUAAUGAGAACUCAACGGAUUCGAAACAAAUUGAUGAAUCAUUUUCCCCUGAACUGCCCUCGCCCCCAAGAGUAAUGCACAAGCUCAAUUUACUAUUCCAGCCGUCGAUGCUUGUACAUCCGGAAGCAGAAAUUAUCACAGGCUUGAACAACUAUAUUUUGGAGCGCGAGUCAAAGCUGGACAGUAAUUCAGGUGAACUUAUAAAGAGAUUCUUAGAGCAUUUGCCUCCUCCAGUUUGUCUUAUUGCGCAUAAUGGCUGGGGAUUUGAUUUCCCCAUUGUUAGGAAAGCUCUUAAUAAGUUAAAUAUCAGUUUGCCAGCUUCGACGCUUUGCGUUGAUUCGUUGCGCGGCUUCAUGGAAAUUGACGAUAAACUAAACGAUAAGAAUGCAGUGGUAGAGGGUAAUUUGCCAACUGAUAUUAAAGCCGAGCAGAUUGAUAUUGUUGAUAAUUCAAUUGACCCCGUCACCCAAAAAGAAAUCGACUGGCAAUCAUUAAAUGAAAACACGCCAAAGCGGCAAAUUCUGAACCGCGCAGAUGCACUACUCAAACGCAAGCAUUUGAACGCUGAUGAUACGGAUAUACCUGCAAACAAAAGGACAUUGCAAGACAUGAAAUCACGACGUCAACUUUUUACUGGUCUCAACUGUGCCUCAACAAAACGAUAUCCCCCCCGCGGUCGUUAUCGCUUAUCCCAUAUGUAUGAGCGUAUAUUCAAGCGACCGGCUAUAAAUGCUCAUCGAGCCGAGGCGGAUGUCAUAAUGCUCACAAAGCUGAUCCAACACUACAAUGUUAAUUUUGUAGCCUUUGCCGAGGAGCAAGCCAUUCCCUUCACAGAAGUUGUACCGAUUGGUGGCAAGACUUCAAAUUGCACUAAUUAAUUAUAAGUUUUAUAACGGAAUAUGUUUGCAUGCUUGCAUGACUAUUUUAUUUAU
This is a messenger RNA of Drosophila hydei, 1209 nucleotides long. RefSeq lists its product as uncharacterized. The transcript is spliced from 3 exons. Bases 115 to 1155 code for a protein of 346 amino acids. Gene Ontology annotation, cellular component: cytoplasm. The record is from RefSeq and is a predicted model, not a curated record. Gene Ontology annotation, biological process: DNA catabolic process. NCBI's taxonomy places the organism in Eukaryota, Metazoa, Arthropoda, Insecta, Diptera, Drosophilidae. Gene Ontology annotation, molecular function: nucleic acid binding; 3'-5'-DNA exonuclease activity.